Cinara cedri is the source of this 2008-nucleotide messenger RNA. The record is from the annotation of a GenBank genome assembly. Lineage: Eukaryota; Metazoa; Arthropoda; Insecta; Hemiptera; Aphididae.
UAUAAUUUUUUACCUCAAUGAUCUAAAAAUUAAUUUAUUAUCUAAUUAUGUAAAAAACUCUUAUGGUCCUCUUAUCGUAAGAAUUCUUUCUUAUAAAAGAAAAAUGAAAAGUCACUAUUAUGUAUGGUUUGUACCAUAGAACAUUAUUAUUUAUUUUGUUAUCAGCAAUCGAACCAUACAAUAUCGCAAAGAAGUAUGCUAUGGUAGAAGUAGAACUUCAUUUACAUAAUUCAUACAUUUAUUACAGAACUACUAAAUUAAUACAAAUAUGUUUCUCUUGUUUUCAAUUGUAUGAAAACUUGUAUUUUUUUAACUAAACAUUAUUUAUUAUAAUAAUUAUUAUUAUUAUACAUUUAAAAUUAUGUCAACUGAAAUCAAAAAUGAUGGAAAUAAUAAAAAUGUUUUGUCUACUCCUGAAGAAGUCAAGUUUACUGAAAGAAUGAGAAAGGCUACAAGAAAAGAACACCGAAUUAGUGAUGCAUUAAUUAAUGCAAAAAUGACUAUCGGUAAUAUUGAAUAUAUUACUUUUUAUAUUGCUAUUUAGUAGUAGUAAAAAAUCAGUGAUUACAUAUUUCAACUAAAAAAAAAAAUUUUGUUAACUAUUUAUUAAAUCAAAAUAGUUGAAUGAUGACAAAUUUAAAUUUCAAUUUCUACAUAAUUGGCUAUUUCUAUUAAAUAUUGGAAAAUACUGUUUUAAUUUUGGAACGAAAUGAUUAGUGAAACCUUGUAAUUUGAAUGUUGACGAUUGUCUAUUUCCAAAAAGUUUGAAUAAAAUUGAAUUAUCUAUGCUUUAAUACUUACACAUUGUUCAACAGUUUUAAUAAUUAAUGUCUGGAUAUUUUUUGACUAAAGAAAUAUACUUAAGUAUAUUUUUGUUAUUCUAUAAAAAUAAUAAAAAUAAAGAAGUCUACUUACCACAUUUAUAUUCUAAUUACAAUAUUGUAUUCAGCCAAAUGAGAGACUUAAAUUUAUUUAUCAAAAGAACUUAUUAGGGGCUAUCAAUAGAUAUAUUUUUGUCAUAGUUAUUUAUGUAUAAUAAUUAUAAUUUUUGCUCUCAGAAAUAAUUCCAAAAUAUAACUUUAAAUUUCAGGUAUGACAGAUAGCAAAGUAUGGGUAGAAGGAUUAAGACGUUUUUAUAUAGUAUAUCAAUACCUAGAGACAGCAAUGAAAAAAGAAGAAAACUAUAAUUUACAUAAAUUUGCCCAAAUCAAUGGGUUAUUUCGUACACAACAAUUUGAAAGCAGUUUAAGACAUUAUUUAGGAGAAAAAUUUCCAUUAGGAUUAACUAAAGCCAUGGUUGAAUAUUCCAACUAUUUAUCAUGUUUAGAAAAAGAAAAUCAUGUAUUGUUAUCACCAUUUAUUUACCACAUGUAUAUGGGUAUUUUGUCUGGAGGUCAAAUAUUAAUGGCUAAACAAAGAAUGGCUUUCUCAGACGGAAAAGGAUCUGAAGCAUUUUACUUUGAUGUUAAUGUAAGAGAAGCAAAAAAUCAACUAAGAAAUGAAAUGAAUGCAUUGGCACAGAAACUAGAUGAUGAAACAAAACUAAGAUUAUUAAAAGAAAGUAAAAUGGUAUAUUUGUUAAAUAAUAAAUUAGUAAAAGAAGUCAAAGUUCCUAUGGAAAUCUUAUUGAUCAAAUUAAUAUUUGUUAUUGGAAUUUUGAUUUUAGUUGUUUUAUUAUGGAAAGUUUCAAAAAAGUUUCUUAUGGUAUUAUUUUAGUAUAUAAGUAACUAACAACUAUUCUUUUAUUCAAUAUUUAAAGACUCAAUUUUUUAAAUUUAGAUUAUUUAAUAGUUUUACUUUUGUUUAGUUAUUAUUAUUUUUUUUUUUUGUACAUUAUAAAUUGUUUUUGGGUAAAUAAAAUGUUAAAAUGACAUCAUUAAAUAUUAUACAAAAAUGUGUACAUUAAUUUACAUAGUAAGCAUAUUAAUAGUUAUCAUAUGAUUAACGUUUUAUUUAUUUUGAUAAACUUUUCUACAAUUUUAGUUAAAACUAGAAUUUUCUAAAUGAA